CAUUAGCAUUGAUUUGAGAAUUGUGUAGCGUUACAUGUACGUUACUGCUUGGUAUGUUGAGCUGGUGACGUAGCUCCCGAUCCAUCCUUUGAUGGCCAAGAGCCCUCGUUCCUUUAGUGCGUCGGUUUGCUCUGCUCUCAUCGGAUUAGAUACCGCUUCAGAUAUGUUGCUGAAUCGUCAUCUGAGCUGAGAAUGUCCGGAUUUAUUUUCUAGAUUGAGGUGUUCAAGAUGCAUGUAGCGUAAUUGUUUAGGUGUAGUGAAACCCUCUAUAGUUGCAGGUCGUUCAUAUGUCGAAGUUGUAGCUUUCUUGUCCGCAUGGCAUAGCGCAAGGAGCUACAUGUCACCCUUCGAAGCUCCCUCAUGCAAUUGAGCAUCACUCCUGUCUUGCUGCUCCUCCAUUUUCAACCCAAAACUGUAAAUCAUUUGAAUCGCUGAUCUGCCGAAAAAGAACAAAAAGAUGCAUCGGUUUAAGUCUCAUCUUUGGUAACCCAAAUCCAUCGCGUCUAGUUACUUGACGCUCCGCUGCAACCACCACCAACACAACCUCGACAAUGUCAGGUCAAUGGCCUCCGGGCUCAGGGCCCGGUCCGUUAUCGAGUUCAGCGGCCCGGGUAAGAUCAAGUUCCUCCAGGGCCUAUUGAGCAACGAUGUGCAGCGAUUCGGUGAAACCCCCAGCGAGAAGAUUUUAAACCCGGCCACGCCCAACAUGCCCGUGAUUACGUUUCCUUCGAUGUAUGCUGCUCUGUUGACUCCUCAAGGGAGGUUUUUAUGUGACCUGUUUCUGAUAAGGCCCACGAGGCCCCAAGAGAAGCUCAAGAAGACUGGAUCCGGACCUGGGUCCAAUGACGGGGAGCUUGAGCCUCUCGCAGACAUGGAUGCGCAGGUCUUGGAUGAGGUUGUGCAGACAUUCAAAAGGUACCGAUUGAGGGCCAAAGUAGAUAUUGGAAAUAUAUCCAAAGAUUUCACUUACUGGCAGCGUUACGACACUAACUACUCUCACAAGUCCUCAACAGCAAAGGAGCCAGAUGCUGCUAGUGUUGGCUGGGGUGCUGGCAUUGACAAAUCCGCUAUGUCUGCUUCACAAGGAAAUGAUAUUCGGUGGCAGUGGUUCAAAGAUCCUAGAUUAGACUCUCUGGGUUAUAGAGGAAUAUUUCCAUCUUCAGAACGUUUGUGUUUCUUGUCCUUUCUCGUUUUGGUUGCUCGCAUGUCUUCGACGUUAUGGCUUUAAAAACUGGGCCAGCUUCUUUUAUUCCCUGCAAAUACCCUUUAACCUAGACUGUUAACUUCUAUCAUGUUCUAUUGCAGCUCCUUUGGUUGAAGCAGACAAAGAAACAGAUUAAAAAGUUUGUCUUCUUUUGAGACUAGAGAAGGGAUUUGCGGAGGGCUCAAUAGAGAUUCCUAAGGGAGAGGCAAUUCCACUGGAAUACAAUCUAGAAGGUCUUAUUACGAUUAGCUUCGAUAAGGGUUGCUGACCCAUCACCGAGAUAUGAUUCGCAAGCGUUUGCUGCCUUUGAAGUUCCUUCACGAUAACAGAAAAGAAGCAGAGCAGAAAGUUUCUUCUGGAUUAGAAAUCCUGGAUGCUGCAUCUGGCAGGAGAAUUGGAAUAGUCACCUCCAUUCUGGGAUGUCGAGGUCUAGGUCUAUUACAGUUGGAAGAUGCUCUCAAAAAGUCCAGUUUGCUUGCCAAACUUGGGCAAGAUCUCAAUGUAGAGGCAGUUAAACCAGAUUGGUGGCCUCCAGAAUGGUUUUAAGAGCAACAACAGCACAAUGCAGUUGCUUAAAUUUCAUUGUGCUAACACGCACACUCUUCACCUUGUUGUCGAAUGAGAAAACAAGUGAUGGAGAUGAGAUGAAUAUGUUGUCCUGGAAGACCAUCGGAUGUGGAAACAGAGUUUCAAUUAGAGGGACAACAGUAUUUCAUGGUUAUUGGAAAGUCCAAUGAUGUCCGGUCCAUUUUCCAGAGGCCCAACAAAGCUGAGGCAGGGAAGCUGCGAAGUAAUGCUG
Messenger RNA from Eucalyptus grandis, 2003 nucleotides. Its product is annotated as putative transferase At4g12130, mitochondrial. Gene Ontology annotation, molecular function: protein binding. The record is from RefSeq and is a predicted model, not a curated record. NCBI's taxonomy places the organism in Eukaryota, Viridiplantae, Streptophyta, Magnoliopsida, Myrtales, Myrtaceae. Bases 563 to 1228 code for a protein of 221 amino acids. Gene Ontology annotation, cellular component: mitochondrial matrix. The transcript has 5 exons.